GGUCAGAGACACAGAGAUCUGCAGAGCUGAGAGUGAGAGGCACUGAGGAGGGAACACACACUUUUACUGACUCACGGACACACUCAGAGACACACACAGACACACACUCACAGACACACACAGAGACUCACACACAGAGACACACACACAGACACACUCAGAGACACACACAGACACACACUCACAGACACACACAGAGACUCACACACAGAGACACACACACAGACACACACUCAGAGACACUCAGAGACACUCAGAGACAAAAACAAGUGACCUAUUCUUCUCACACCGAACACAGUUGUAGAUCAUCCGAACACACACACACGUCUCUGGACUCUGGACUCGAGGAUUCAUCCCUGAAGGACUCUGUUUCCCAUCAUGCACCAGCGGAGCCUCCCUGGGCCCCAGGGGGUCUCCCCCACACUGCAGGGGGUCUCCAUGCAGCGGGGGGUCUCGCCCCAGCGAAGGACUCCCCAGGAUGGAGACUCUUCGUGGAGCUCCAGGCGGAGCAGGGGGUCAGGGCUGUGCCUGUGCCCGCCAGGCGGAGCCCCUCUCUGGGCAUGGGUCCUGCUGGCAGCCCUGCUGGUUCCUGGAGCCCGGAGCUAUCUGAGUGAGGAGCAGGAGGAGCUGCUGGUGGAGCUGCAUAACCAUUACAGAGGACAGGUUUCUCCCAGCGCCUCCGCCAUGCUGCCUCUGAGAUGGGACCCCAGUCUGAAGCUGUUAGCCGAGGGCUAUGCUGCUAAAUGUGUGUGGAACCACAACCCCGACCUGGAGGACACCGGAGAGAACCUGUUCGCCGGGACCGGCCCGCUGGACCUCCGGGAGGCGCUGGAGAAAUGGUUCCUGGAACAUCUGGACUAUGACUUCCAGAACAACAGCUGUGAUGAAGACAAGAUGUGCGGACAUUACACACAGAUUGUUGGGCAGAUACUCACCGAGUGGGCUGUGCGUUCCAUCUCUGUAACAACAUGGAGGGUCUGGACUGGGAGAGAGUCUCCUUCCUCGUGUGCAACUACUACCCAGCAGGGAACUUUGAGGACGAGCGGCCGUUUGUUGAAGGGGACUGGUGCUCCAGAUGUCCUGAAAACCUGCAGAAGUGUGAAAACAACCUGUGUGUUGCUGACACAGUGGAGGAAGAGGAGGAUGAAGAUGAAGAGGGGACAGGUCCUCCUUCAGACCCCUCCCUCCAGCCUGAAGAGGAAGAAGAAGAAACAACAUCUGACUCUUAUAUCCAGCUGUCCACCACAAGUACUCCCAGUAAUCCCAGUACUCCCAGUAAUCCCAGUACUCCCAGUAAUCCCAGUACUCCCAGUACUCCCAGGUACUCCCAGUACUCCCAGUACUCCCAGUACCUCUUCCUCCACACAGGACUCUGAGGACAUGCCACAGCCGGGAACCCUCGCUCCGGACGUCCCGUCACCUCCACUGGGUACAGAGGAGGAUGGGGGGGAGGAGGGGAGGGAGGAAGCUGCAGAGAGAGAGGCAGAAGUUAGACGGGAAACAUAUCAGAAGAAGAAUAUUUCUGCCGGUGGAUCAAAAUCUUGUUCUUCUUCUUCUGUCCUGCCGGUCUGUCUGACUGCCAUCCUGACUCUGACAGGAAGAGGAUUGUUUGGUCUAUAAGACGUCGGAAAAUGUCAUUCAGUGUUUUCCCAAAAGCCCAGAACUCCAAUCACCAAACUCACCAGACUCCAUGUAAAUAAUCAGGACUUUUAGCGUGUAUAGAGCCAGCAUAUCUCCACAUGUAAA
Molecule: messenger RNA, 1746 nt
Organism: Perca fluviatilis (European perch)
Lineage: Eukaryota; Metazoa; Chordata; Actinopteri; Perciformes; Percidae
Exons: 6
Coding region: 379-1620 (413 amino acids)
Source: RefSeq, a predicted model, not a curated record